AUGAUGAAGUUACUGAUUGCUAUAUUGUCAUCAACGCUGAUUGCUUGUUCAGUUACUACAGCUACUCCAGUUAAUCCCAGCAGGACUACAAACUUCGAGUCUAGUUCUACGGCUAUUUACACUGCAACUGCAACUACUUAUCCCAGCACUUCGACAUUUCUUGAUUUAAAUGUAAACUCGGUUAAUUGUGGGAGAAAAAAGGCAGUCAAAGAAUACGCAAAAGCAAAAUGUAGCUUCAAGACCAUACAUAAAAAAUACGAAUCGAUAUCAAUAGAAAUUGUUGAUCAAAAAACAGUGGUAAAAGAUCUGCAUAAAAGAGUCAAGCUAUUGUCGCCUGUAACUACGCCAAGUGAUGGUGGUCCAGACUAUAUGGAAACACAAUCUCUCCUUCAAAGUGAAAAUGAUGCUCUUGCAGAUCUUGAAAGCCAGCAGAGAAUAUGCAAUAUACAACACUAUGCCGAGUACGAGAAAUUGCGUUUAGCCAAAGAAAAACUUGCAAGAAAAUUUUUUGGCACUUUUAACUUCAGUUUUGGACGGGUUAGUAGUAGGCGCAUGAUGGACCUUUUAGCAAGUCAGACCUUUCUGAAUUGUUUUAGUCAAUUUUACCCUAACAUACCGAGUUCAUCAACAGACUCCGAGGGUGCCUCUACUAGUGGAACGCAAGGUUCAUCAUCACGACCUCAUGGUCCACCACCAUCAUAUGGAGUUGUAAUGAGGAAACCUAAACUUUAUAAAGUGACUCAAUAUAGCCCAGGUGAUCAACCUCCAUCGUAUCAAGAUGUAGUGCGCAACCCUCAAAAUUUCCCCAAGGUCUUGGAAGAUCCUGAUGUUACCCAAUCGUCAUCGAUGAGUCCAUCUAUAGUUCAUCCUACUCAAACAUCUUCCAGUGUUCCACCCAGUCAAAAUACAGCUUCAUCCACUUUACGGAGAGUUGCAUCCACUUUACAAAGAGCUUCAUCCAGUAUGCGAAGAGUUUCAUCCACUCUACGGAGAGCUGCAUCCAAUGUGCAAAAUGUUGCAUCCAGUCUUACAUGGAAAGUCGAUCGUUCUUGA
This is a messenger RNA of Batrachochytrium dendrobatidis JAM81, 1053 nucleotides long. RefSeq lists its product as uncharacterized. The transcript has 2 exons. The record is from RefSeq and is a predicted model, not a curated record. NCBI's taxonomy places the organism in Eukaryota, Fungi, Chytridiomycota, Chytridiomycetes, Rhizophydiales. Bases 1 to 1053 code for a protein of 350 amino acids.